Molecule: messenger RNA, 3335 nt
Organism: Schistocerca gregaria
Lineage: Eukaryota; Metazoa; Arthropoda; Insecta; Orthoptera; Acrididae
Exons: 6
Coding region: 29-1627 (532 amino acids)
Source: RefSeq, a predicted model, not a curated record
GCGGCCUGCGGUCAGUGUUGGAGUGGCGAUGGAGGGCGGCGCAGUGAGGACGUGGUGUCUGGCGGCGCUGCUGCUGCUGCCUCUGCUGCUGGGGGCCCUAGCGGACCGCGCGAGCGAUGACGAGGACGGAGCUGAUGAUGCGGAGGAUGAGUCGUCGACGCCAUCGUCGCUGGUGCAGAAGCAGGGCGAGCGGGUGAUGAGCGAGCAGGUGCUGGCGCUGCUCGACCACUUCCGGCAGGAGGACCCCAAGGGGCUGCCGGGCGCGCCCGUGCCCGACCCCAUGGACAUCCCGGACAACACCAAGUCCUUCACCGGCGCCCGCAUCACGCUCAAGGAGUCCAAGGUCUACGGCCUGUCGCAGUUCCGCAUCGAGCACGUCCGCACCAACCUCAAGGACACGCAGAUGUCGGUGGGUGUGAGCAUCGAGAAGCUGGAGGUGGUCGGCAGAUACACACUGCGUGCCUGGCUGUCGGGUUCGCACGGCCCCUACACAGUCACCAUGACUGGAGUCCAGGUGGAGGGCCUCGCCAUGCUGGAGGUGCAGCGUGACGGCAGCCUGGCUGCCGAGGAGAUCCAGAUGGACAUCUCCUUCAGUGACAUCGACAUGAACUUCGAGAACCUCGGCUUCAUGGGCACUGUCUUCCAGGGAAUCCUGAACUCAGUGGGUACGUUCAUCUUCGACAGCAUAAAGCCCUUCAUCUUGAAAGAGGUCAACAAGAACGUGCGUGGCGACAUCAACAAGAAUGUCGCCAAAAUUCCGCAGCGCUUCCCCAACUCCAUCUCUCCAUUUGAUACGGCCAUGUUCGACGUCCGAAAGAAGAUUCGGGAGAUGGGCUACGAUCCUAUGGGAGUGCCCAACUUCACCUGGGAGGGCGGACACGGAACAGUUGUGGUGGAUCUCUCCGGGAUGAUGAUGACCGGUCUGGCCACCUUCCACCGAGUGGGUGAGGUGACCAUCGACAUGGAGCGCAAAGUGGUGAGCGCGCAGAAGCUGAUGAAGGUGCGCCGGCGCGUGGUGGCCGCCUCCAACGGCACGUCGGGCGACACGGCCGUCUACGACGCGGCCGACAACAACACGGCGAACGCGGCGCAGUUCGAGGAGGAGGUGGAGGAGCUGGUGGUGUUCGAGCGCCGCGUCGACCCCGAGGACGAGAAGUGGGCGCGCGAGGCGGGCGUCACCUUCAUCGAGGAGAGCAACGUGCUGACCGCGCACGCGCAGGUCGGGACCAAGCGGCUGCGCGGCUCCUGCCACUGGGACGCCAGCCUGGCCGGGCUCGUCACCAGCUCGGGGCUCGCCAGUUUCACCGUCGACUACAUACAGGUGACGGUGAGCGUCAGCCAGCCGCUGGACACCCGCAAGCGGCCCACUCUGGACAGCCUGCUGGUCCGCAUCGGCAACAUCCAGGCGCGCAUCGACGGGCUGGGCACGGCCGACUACGUGGCCGAGCUGAUCGUCAACGUGCUGCCCAACCUGCUGCGCCAGCAGAUCAUGUCCGCGUUCGCCGAGCCGCUGCGCCUGCGCGUCCAGAAGGAGCUGCUCUCCAUGGACGUGGACCGCGAGCUGCGCCGCCGCCUGCCCGAGAUGGACCAGGUGUUCGCCCAGCUGCAGCAGGAGCGGAACCAGUAGGCGGCCGUCUGUGGCCUCCCGCAACAGUGACACUGAGAGCGAGGCUGCCCGACAGUGAGCUCACGUAUUACCCGACGAGGCCAACUGGGGUCCCAGCCAGAGGGUGUUCGUGACCGAGGAGCGCACUGUCCGAUAUUUUGGGAACAUCAUAGUGCGCUAAAGUUCUAGCAACCUUUAAAUCAUUGGCUGUAUCCACGCCAUCGACAAUACUUUUUGCGUACUGUGUCUUGAUCAGCAUUUAUUCUCUGGUAAUAAGUGUGAAUGUACGUUUGGUCUAAACAAACCACUCAAAGGGGGUAGGACGUCAAACGGGCCGACUUGGAGCAGGAGAGGCAUCACAGGACAUUUUAAUUCCCAGUCUCUGUACUUUUACAAAUAAAUUCAUAAAACUUUGUCAGCAUCACCAGGAAGGAUUCAGGAUUCACACUCACUGCAGCGGAAGUUCGAAAACAUAACAAAAUUAAUUUUUUGCUUGUGAAAAUUCAUCAUUUUUCACUUACUAAUGGCUGCAUUUGUUGCUAUAGGUACAGUUUUCUUCAUAAGUUAGAGAGAUUCUUAGAUGAAUUUUGCACAGCAUACAUACCACACUUACAGGUGCAUGAAACUCUAGAAUUUAUUUAAUUUAUGAAUAAACGAAUGAGCUGUUGUAUUUUAAACUUCAUGUUUAGAAAAAACACAAAUUUUGUAGUUAAUUACUUCAAUUAUUACCACAGUUUUUAAUAGAAUUGGAAAAUUCUAGAGAUUCAUACACCUUUAAGUAUGGUUUGUAUGCUAUGCAAAAUUCGUCGAAGGAUCUUUCUUAUUUAUGAAGAAAAGUGUACGUAUAGCAGCAAAUGCUGCCAUUAGUAAGUGAAAAAAUGAUGAAAUUUCACAUAUUAAAAAAAUUAUUUUGUAUGUUUUACAACUUCCACUGCUAAGAGUGUGAAUUCUGAAUCCUUCCUGGUCAUGCUGACAAAGUUUUAUAAGUUUAUUUGUAAAAGUAUAGUCAGUGGAAAUUGAAAUGUCCUGCUCCAAGUCGGCCCGUUUGACGUCUUACCCCCCUUAAAGUAGUGGGCACCUCGCCUGUUCCAAUCUAAGGCCAGCCAUCUCCUCUACACUCUUCUGGUAUCUCGUUUUCCUCAUGGUUUGUCGUUCAAUACUUGUUUUGUUAGUCUGCCUCCUGUCAUCCAGUCAAUAUACUCUAGUCAUUCUUAGUCCCCUUCUUUUUAUUCCUUUGUCAUCUAAAUAAAUCCCCCCCCCCCCCCCCCCCCCCCCCCCAGCUCCGAUGUCUCCAUUUUUCAUCUAAUAUCUUGCCUCAUAAAUUUCAUUUCAGUGGUGUGCAUAUGCGUUUCGCCAUGCUUUCGUGUUGUCGAGAAAGCUGUAGCCGCAACUUGAUAAAGUUUAAUUUUUGUUUUGUCGGUUUAUUGCCCAGGGGUGGUUGUGUGUUGUGCCACGCACUAUCUGAUAUGUAUUGCAUUUAUUCCAUAUGUGGAAUGCCUUUUCCUUAAAAGGCAACAAUAUUUUUGUGAGUGCUAUUAAAUGUGCCCUCCACGCAUGUGUGGUUCGGAAAAUAUAGUGUCACUUGGGGAUCUUGCCCACUGUCUUACAAAAUUAUUUGGUCUCCACCAAAUGUCCUUGUGUCUAUCCAGUUAUCCGAUCCUGUCAUAAUGUCCCAGUUAACCUUCAUUCUCUCUUAUCAAAAAUCUCUACAGUAAAAAAAAAACAAAAA